CUGCAAUAUUUCCCAAACAGUUUUUGUAACGUAAAGGAGUUGAGUUUCAAAGAAGAUAGACUGUAAAUUUGAUUGUAUUUAUAGAAAAAAUGAGCUCUGGAAGGGGAAAACCAGGGAAGAGAAAGGCUGCAGCUUCAAAGGCUCCUGCAGCAACUAAGAAACCGCGGAAGCCUCGAGGAAUGGUCGAACUUCCCGAAGGAAUCGUCUUGACAGAUUUGACCAAGAAAAAGUGGCGCCUCGGAAGGUUGAUUGGCUGGGGCGGUUUUGGAGCCCUCUAUUUAGCUUCUCCAGAUAGUGGGUCACCAGUUCACGAAAAUGCUGAACAUGUUGUCAAAGUGGAACCUCACACCAAUGGACCUCUAUUUACAGAACUUGCGUUUUACCAGCGUGUAGCGAAGCCAGAUCUGAUUAACAGCUGGUGUAAGUCACGUCGCCUAAAGCAUCUUGGUGUUCCCAUGUUCUUGGGAUCUGGAUCAUUUGAUCAUGGCUCCACUAAGCUGCGUUUUUUAGUUUUGGAGCGCUUUGGGAAAGAUGUGGAUGAGCUCUUUAUCAGCAACGGCCGUAGAUUUGAUAUAACAACAGUCCUCAUGCUUGGCCUUAGAGUUGUUGAUGCUCUGGAGUACAUUCAUUGUCAUGAGUACACUCAUGGUGACAUCAAAGGAUCUAACCUUAUGAUGGGAUUCUCCAAAUCUAAAUCUGGUCAAGUGUAUCUGUUAGACUAUGGCCUUGUAUAUCGGUUUAAUCCUGAAGGGAAUCAUAAAGAAUACAAAGAGGAUCCAAAGAGAAAACAUGAUGGUACAGCAGAAUUCACCAGCAGAGAUGCACACAAUGGUGUAGUUACCUCUCGGCGUAGUGACUUGGAGAUUUUGGGUUAUGUGAUGCUCCAGUGGUUGUGCAAUAGACUUCCCUGGGAAAACAAUCUUGAGGAUAAGGAAUAUGUCAAGAAUGAAAAGAUAAGGUAUAUGAGUGACAUUCCAAAACUGAUGAGGGACUGUUUUCAUGGAAAUCACCCUGCUGAAAUCCAAAAGUAUCUAGAAUACAUCAACACCUUGAAAUACCAACAAGAGCCAGACUAUGAAUUCAUUCGUAAAUUGUUCAAAGAUGGUCUUAAAAAGAGAGGAGGCACUGAUGAUGGCAAGAAUAUCAAGUUCACAACAGGAAAAGUGAGUUCACCCUCCUCUUCAGUCACGGCAACUGAGUUGUGCAAUGGCCACAGCUCACAAGAAAAGGAGACCAGGGACAAAGCCGCACCACAAAGACCAGCAGCAAAGAAGCGGAAAUCAGAGGAGUGUCAAGAUGGUCUGUCACCUAAAAAGAAAUCAAGAGCAAGCCCAAUAAAAACAACAGCUACAGUCAAGAGAACAACUGGUGCAAAAAAACCAGCUGCCACCAAACCACAAACUACAGGAAGAAGAAAAAAACUAGUUAUAGUUGAUACAGCAACUUCACUUUAAUUAAGACUUUUAAGGUUACUAUUAUUGCUUUAAUAUAGUUCCCUUUAGUUUUACCUCUUUUGGUAAAACAUGUUCAUCGUUCUAGGAAGUGAUAUGUAACUAUUUGUUCAUUUUUCUAAAGUGUGUUGUUCCAGAAAACAUCCAUACCUCCCACCCCUCUGGAAAUUCCAAUGAAGCUUUAUGCACUUCUUUAAAUUUUUUAUUCUUACAAAAACCCACCCCAACCACCCUCCAGGAAAUUCCAAUCCCUUCUGUGGAGGGAGCAUGGAUAUUUUCUGGAACUGCACAAAACGAAUAAAAUAAAUAGAAAGGAAAGGUCAAAAUUACAGUAACAAACCCAUGUAAAGUAAUGGAAUGUACACUGUAUUGGCAGAAAAACACUCUUAUAUGCAGCCUUGAUUUUCCUAUAUACCGCAAAGGGGCAAAGAAAACCAAUUUUCAGGCAGCAAAAAUGAUUCACUUGACUAGAAGUUUGAAAGUCAUCCUCACUAGCCCUAAAAAAAUUUAAUCUCUUACAGUACUUCUGUAAUUUGAAUUUUCUCAACAAUUUUGUCAAGAAACUUUGGAUUUUGCCAGUGGAUUUUGUCCUUCACUUGUCUGUCAGGGAAGUGACAGACAGAUUCCACUAGUCCUGGGCUAUCGGACACUAUUUUUUUGCAUGCUGUGAACAAUUAUUGAAUGAGGUUUUGGUGAUAUCCAGAAUAAUCAAGGUCAAGGUAGGGGUUAUCAGCCAAAGGCGAAGGCUGAGGCUGAUA
This is a messenger RNA of Orbicella faveolata, 2209 nucleotides long. Its product is annotated as serine/threonine-protein kinase VRK1-like. Lineage: Eukaryota; Metazoa; Cnidaria; Anthozoa; Scleractinia; Merulinidae. Gene Ontology annotation, molecular function: ATP binding; protein kinase activity. Gene Ontology annotation, biological process: protein phosphorylation. The record is from RefSeq and is a predicted model, not a curated record.